Molecule: messenger RNA, 2682 nt
Organism: Scatophagus argus
Lineage: Eukaryota; Metazoa; Chordata; Actinopteri; Scatophagidae
Gene: ddx43
Product: DEAD (Asp-Glu-Ala-Asp) box polypeptide 43
Exons: 16
Coding region: 75-2180 (701 amino acids)
Molecular function (GO): RNA binding; ATP binding; RNA helicase activity
Source: RefSeq, a predicted model, not a curated record
GGCGGCAUAGUCUUGAUUGACAGCUUGACGGCCGUUACAGCUAGCUGUGCUGCAGUUGGGGAGCCAAAUUUAAAAUGUCUGACUGGGAAGAUGAGUACGACGAAGAAGGCGUUGCUAUCCAGAGGCCUGCUCUAAAAUCAGCUCAGACUGAGUGGAAACCGCCAUGUGAUGGCCGUCAAAGACAAAGCUUAUUUUUCGGUGUAAGAAAUGCAUUUAGGUUUGGAGUGCCUAGAGAGGACAGAGAUGGUAGUGGUGCCGAAGGAUGUCAGUACAAAAGUCGCAGAGGUGGACGCGAUGUACGUUCAUUUUCCCAGAGCGAUGGACGACGAUCAUUUGGCAGUCAAAGGUUGGACUCUUCUCCGCCUGUGAAAGUCACUGUGGAAAAUGCCUCCGUUGGGAGGGUAAUAGGUCGUGGAGGAGCAAAAAUUCGUGAACUUGAAGAGAGCACCGGUGCAAGAAUUAAGAUAAACAAGGGAAGCUAUGAAGGUGAGGUGAUCAUUUUUGGCUCCCCUGCUGCCCAGCAGAAGGCCAAGCAGAUGAUUGAAGACCUGGUGUCUGAUGGCAACUCUCAAUUUUGCAGUGGUCUUCGCAGGAGGCCAGACUAUGAAGGAGGAGAUAAUGAACAAAGGAAUGGCUCCGUCUGGUCUGCUGCAGAAUUACAGGCUGCCAAAGUGGCCCCGGUCUGUGUAUCCAUAGACUGGAACACCAUCCGGGAAAACAAGGCAAAGUAUGACGAGCUCAAGUGGAGGGACCUCCCACCCAUGAAGAAGAUGUUUUACACUGAGGCAGAGGGUGUAUCCAUGCUGACAGCAGAGGAAGUCAGUGAAUGGAGGAAGGAGAAUAACAAUAUCUUUGUGGAUGACCUGAAGGAGGAGGGGGAGAAGCGGCCCAUUCCAAACCCCUGUCGCACCUUUCUGGAGGCCUUUGAGGUUUAUCCUGACAUCAUGGAAAAUAUUGAGCGAGUUGGUUUUGUCAAACCAACCCCCAUCCAGUCUCAGGCAUGGCCGGUGUUGCUGAGUGGGGAGGACCUGAUAGCCAUUGCUCAGACAGGGACAGGAAAAACCCUGGCCUACCUGCUGCCAGGCUUCAUCCAUAUGGAUGGACAGCCUGUACCCAGAGCUGAGCGGGGUGGUCCAGGCAUGUUGGUGCUGACUCCCACCAGAGAACUGGCCCUGCAGAUUGAAACUGAGUGCAGCAAGUACCGCUAUAAGAGCUACACAAGUGUUUGUAUCUAUGGUGGAGGGGAUAGGAGAGGCCAGAUCAACCUGGUGAAAGACGGGGUGGACAUAGUGAUCGCUACACCAGGCAGACUAAAUGAUCUGCAGAUGAAUGAGCUCAUCAAUCUGCGCUCCAUUACCUACUUGGUGCUGGACGAGGCUGACCGUAUGCUAGAUAUGGGCUUUGAACCCCAGAUUAUGAAGAUUCUUCUGGACAUCCGCCCGGACCGACAGACUGUCAUGACCAGUGCCACCUGGCCCACUGGUGUGAGACGAUUGUCCAGAUCCUACCUAAAGAAUCCCAUGAUGGUUUAUGUCGGCACUCUGGACUUGGCGGCAGUCAACACAGUGCAGCAAACAGUACUGAUUGUCCAUGAAGAGGAGAAAAAGUCGUACCUCUUCGACUUCAUCAGAAACAUGCUGCCCCAUGAUAAAGUCCUUAUCUUUGUUGGCAAGAAGAUUGUGGCUGAUGACCUGUCCAGUGACAUGUGUCUCCAGGGCCUGGCUGUACAAAGUCUCCAUGGUGACCGUGAGCAGUGUGACCGUGAAGAAGCCCUCAAGGACUUUAAAGCGAGUCGAGUUCGUAUUCUGGUCGCCACAGAUUUGGCGUCUCGAGGAUUGGAUGUCCAUGACAUAACACAUGUCUUUAACUAUGAUUUCCCACGCAACAUAGAAGAGUAUGUCCAUCGCGUGGGUCGCACUGGCCGAGCAGGACGUUUAGGUGCUGCUGUUACCCUUGUAACAAGAGAAGACUGGAGGAUGGCACCUGAGCUGAUUCUCAUCUUGGAGCGAGCAGGACAGGACAUCCCUGAUGAGCUGGUGCUUAUGGCAGAGAGAUACGAGAAACACAAGAGGGAGAAGGAAAUGAGCGAUCCAAGGGGAGGAAGAGGAGGAAGGGGGAGGAGAGAUGGUGGAGGGAGAGGUAGAGGAGGCAGAGAUCGAGGCCAAAACUGGGCAUUCUAAUGCAUGAUUGUCCAUGUAAGUCCACACUUAACACAAGGCUUCCUGCACACGUCUACAAAUGGACUUGGAUGUAUGAAUGGACAGAAGGAAUUUUUAUUUUCCACAUUUUUUGUUUUGACAAAAAACACUAUUUUUACAGGCAUAAAUAAACAGUGGUGAAUUUCAUUAAUUUUUUGAUUCUGAAUGAGUAACAAUUUAGGACAAAUGUUAAUAUCCUUAUGCUUUUUCUUUCACGACUGGGUCAAGCAAGGGUCUGAUUGUAAUUUCUUUUGAAUGUAUGUUUCAGUUUAAUUUUUUUUUCUUUGAAAAGUUUUGCUAGAUAUAUCAUCUGUUGUAAUUUAGAGGAAGUUCUACUGUUGUAAUCUUGUUUUGAAAACAUUAAAAAUGCACAAUUUUGACAGAUUUUUUGUCUGUAAACCAGACACAGCAGUGCAGUAUCAUUCUGAAUGUUUUGUCAUUUCUUGAUCUGGACAGAAACAUACUAAAGAGAUUUUACACUCUG